Mirounga angustirostris (Northern elephant seal) is the source of this 995-nucleotide messenger RNA. RefSeq names its product Rho GTPase activating protein 8 (gene ARHGAP8). Gene Ontology annotation, molecular function: GTPase activator activity. Gene Ontology annotation, biological process: negative regulation of endocytic recycling; small GTPase-mediated signal transduction. Gene Ontology annotation, cellular component: cytoplasm. The coding region runs from base 1 to 873 and encodes 290 amino acids. NCBI's taxonomy places the organism in Eukaryota, Metazoa, Chordata, Mammalia, Carnivora, Phocidae. The record is from RefSeq and is a predicted model, not a curated record. The transcript is spliced from 10 exons.
AUGAAUCACCCCUUCUACGACGUGGCCAGGCACGGCAUCCUGCAGGUGGCAGGAGAGGACCGCUUUGGAAGACGAGUCAUCACCUUCAGCUGCUGCCGGAUGCCCCCCUCCCACGAGCUCAACCACAGGCGUCUGCUGGAGUACCUGAAGCACAUGCUGGACCAGUACGUGGAGAGUGAUUACACCGUUGUCUACUUCCACCACGGGCUGAACAGCCGGAACAAGCCGUCCCUGGGCUGGCUGCAGAGCACCUACAAGGAGUUUGACAGGAGGUACAAAAAGAAUUUGAAGGCCCUGUACAUUGUGCACCCCACCAACUUCAUCAAGGUCCUGUGGACCAUCUUCAAACCCCUCAUCAGUCAUAAGUUUGGGAAAAAAGUCAUCUAUUUCAACUACUUGAGUGAGCUCCACGAACACCUCAAGUACGACCAGCUGAUCGUCCCCCCGGAGGUUCUGCGGUAUGAUGAGAAGCUCCAGAAGCUGCACAAGGGCAGGUCGCCCCCUCCCGCCAAGACACCGCCACCACGGCCCCCUCUGCCUACCCAGCAGUUUGGCGUCAGUCUGCAAUACCUCAAGGACAAAAAUCAAGGUGAGCUCAUCCCACCUGUGCUGAAGUUCACAGUGACCUACCUGAGAGAGAAAGGACUCCGCACUGAGGGCCUGUUCCGGAGAUCGGCCAGUGUCCACACCAUCCGCGAGAUUCAGCGGCUGUACAAUCAAGGGAGGCCCGUGAACUUUGAUGACUAUGGCGACUUCCACAUCCCUGCUGUGAUCCUGAAGACCUUCCUGCGAGAGCUGCCCCAACCACUGCUGACCUUCAGGGCCUACGAGCAGAUUCUCGGGAUCACCAGUGUCCCGGGAGAGCAUUUUUAACAAAAUGAACAGCUCCAACCUGGCGUGCGUCUUUGGGCUGAAUUUAAUCUGGCCAUCCCAGGGGGCGUCCUCCCUGAGCGCCCUCGUGCCUCUGAACUUGUUCACCGAACUGCUGAUCGAGU